GACGUCGGCGCGCACCGCCGGAAGGUCUACGGGGACAGACCGAGCGUCGAGGAGGAGCUCUGGAAACGCGCGUGGUGGUAUCUGGUCGCGUUCGAUCGCAUCGGCAGCGUCAUGCUCGGUCGGCCGUGCGCGACGCGCGAGGAGGACUUUGACGCUGACCUUCCGCUGGAGGUGGACGACGAGUACUGGGAAAACGAGGACCCCACGCUGGCGUUCCAGCAGCCGCCGGACAAGCCCUGUCGGGUGUCCGCGUUCAAGCUGUUGCUGAGGCUGACGGACAUCAUCGCGUUCACGCUGCGGACCUUCUACGCGCUCAACAAGGACCCGACGACAGUGCUGCACAAUCAGCAGCCGGUCGAGAUCCUCAAGGACAUGAACGCGGCCAUGCUGCAAUGGACUCAACUGGUGCCGGAAUACCUCAAGUGGUCGCCUGAAAUGGAAGACCUGGCGUUCGCGAACCAAUCGACGACGAUAUACCUCACGUACAGCCUCAUCCAGAUCCUCGUCCAUCGCAGCUUCCUGCCGCCCUCGCUCGCGCGCCUGCGCGCGCUCGGUGACGCCCCGUCUGCGGGCUCCACGUCCGCGCACACGAUGACUUCGCUCGCGAUCGCCGUCAACGCGGCCAAGGCGGGCGCGCGGUUCCUGCACGUCCUGCGCGUGCGCGGCUUGUCGAACAUCCCGAUCCUGCUCACCGCGUCCGAGCUGUGCGCCGCCGUGCUCUGCCUCGACGUGUGG
This is a messenger RNA of Heterobasidion irregulare TC 32-1, 735 nucleotides long. RefSeq lists its product as uncharacterized. Gene Ontology annotation, biological process: DNA-templated transcription. The annotation marks the transcript as partial. Lineage: Eukaryota; Fungi; Basidiomycota; Agaricomycetes; Russulales; Bondarzewiaceae. Gene Ontology annotation, molecular function: DNA binding; zinc ion binding. The record is from RefSeq and is a predicted model, not a curated record. The transcript has 4 exons.